This is a messenger RNA of Dryobates pubescens (Downy woodpecker), 1220 nucleotides long. RefSeq names its product WW domain binding protein 1 (gene WBP1). The record is from RefSeq and is a predicted model, not a curated record. Bases 206 to 1198 code for a protein of 330 amino acids. Gene Ontology annotation, molecular function: WW domain binding. The transcript is spliced from 4 exons. NCBI's taxonomy places the organism in Eukaryota, Metazoa, Chordata, Aves, Piciformes, Picidae.
GGGGCGGGGCGGAAUCUCCGGCCCGGGCGUGAUGGCGGCGGCGGAGGCUGCUGCCCGGGCGGUAUCGGUGGGCCCGGCGGUCGCUAUGGCGGCAGCGGCAGCAGCAGCGGGGCAGCGGCUGCUGCUGCGGGCGGCGGGGGCCGGGGCCGGGGCGGCGGAGCGGGUGGAGCCGGCACGGGGCCGCGGCGGGCUGUGAGGAGGAGCCAUGGAGCGGCCUGGGAGCGGCGGCGCCGAGGGGGCCUGGGCCGCGCUGCUGGGCCGGCAGCACCAGGCCCGGGAGUACUGCCCGGGGGUGAACAACCAGCCCUACGUGUGCGAGACUGGGCACUGCUGCGGGGAGACCGGCUGCUGCACCUACUACUACGAGCUGUGGUGGUUCUGGCUCCUCUGGACCAUCCUCAUCCUCUUCAGCUGCUGCUGCGCCUACCGGCACCGCCGGGCCAAGCUGCGGCUGCAGCAGCAGCAGCGGCAGCGGGAGAUCAACCUCAUCGCCUACCACGGUGCCUGCAACUACCCCGCCUCCAUGAUGGACCUCAGGAUGCUGGCCUCCUUUAAGCUGCCAGCCUAUGAGGAGGUGGCUCACCGGCCCAGCACCCCGCCGCCGCCGUACAGCACCAUCCUGGCUCAGCUGGGCAGCCCCCGCGGUGCCCCUGGCUCCAGUAGCCUCACGCUCUCGCCCAGCUCUGCCAACUCCAGCAGCAGCUGCUCGUGUGGUUCCAGCUGCAUCACGUCCCCCAGCAGCACCUCCCUGUCGGCCCCAGGCACCGAUGACACCGAGCGCAGCCGUGCCAGCACGCCCAGCCACGACGGUGAGGGUGGCACCGGCACCAGUAGCACCGGCACCGGUGCCAGCUGGGAGCUGCCUCCUGCUGAAGUGCCGGUGCGUGGGGGCCCCCCGAAACACGCCUUGUUCUCCUCCACCGUGGACUUCUUUGAGGCUGAUGGGCACCUCUGCUCUGACAUCGAGGAGGGCGAGGAGGAGGAGGGUGGCGUGGCCCAGGAUGAAGGUGGCACUGGUGGUGGCAGCGAGCAUUUCAGGCACCGACGGCUGACAGGGGACUCAGGCAUUGAGGUGGGACGAUGCCAGGAGGAGGAAGAGGGUGAGGGUGAAGGCACCCACCUCCUGGGCAAGGCUGGCCCCGCACCUCCACCUUGCUGCUCAUCCGAGGGGCCUGGCUCACCCGCUCUGCCCAUCUGAGCCUCUCAGCCACCCCCUGCCC